Cryptococcus amylolentus CBS 6039 is the source of this 1878-nucleotide messenger RNA. RefSeq lists its product as hypothetical. NCBI's taxonomy places the organism in Eukaryota, Fungi, Basidiomycota, Tremellomycetes, Tremellales, Cryptococcaceae. The record is from RefSeq and is a predicted model, not a curated record. The transcript is spliced from 8 exons. Gene Ontology annotation, molecular function: heme binding; iron ion binding; monooxygenase activity. Bases 137 to 1702 code for a protein of 521 amino acids.
GAACAAUCGUUCGGCGUGUUGGGGCGAUCACCCUUGUUGCUGCUUGGCAGAGGCAGAUCCAGCCCGGGUGUAUUCAAUCGUAUCAUGCUUCCACCUCUUGUCCUGCCUUUGAACUGAUCCUCACACCCCACUGACCAUGGGCCACCUGCUGUCAUUGCCGACCUCUCUCCUCUUCGCCGUUGCCUCGCGCUUUCUGGCAGCUGCCCUCCUGCUGGUAGCUGCAGCCUAUCUCUACUUUUGGCCGAUACGGCGAUACUUUUCCCACCACCGCAACUUGCCUGGCCCAUACUCAUCCAGUGUCUUCUGGGGUGCCUUGCCAUACGUUUACUCCUUUCCCCACCCAACCACAGCAUACCAAAAUUGGCUCACCACAUACGGUCCGACCUUCCAGUACCCCAUCCUCCUCGGCAACUCGCGCAUCAUCACUGCUGAUCUCGCCGCCAUCUCUUACAUCCUCUCCCACCCUGCCAUUUUCCCCAAACCAGUCCAUGUCAGAGCAGCGCUCCGAGAGAUGAUUGGAGACGGGUUGGUCUCGGAGGAGGGUGAUGUUCACAAAAGGACGAGAAAGAAUCUGAAUCCAAGUUUGGGCCCAGCGGCUGUACGAAAGAUGGUACCGAUCUUUUACGAUAAAUCUCGCGAGCUGGCUGAGAGAUUGUCCUCUGAUCUUGAUGACCAGAGGGACAACAGAAUCAACUUUCUAUGGUACAUCAGCAGAGCCACGCUCGAUAUGAUGGGAGUUGCGCAAUUCGACCACGAUUUCCAUGCUCUCAGCGGAGAGGCAGAGGAGAUCGUUGAUGCUUAUACGGGCAUGUUUCAAGUUGGGACAGAGGUGUCUGUGAUGUCUGUCUUGCAAUUUUUGCUACCUGUAUUCAAGAGAAUUCCCACCAACCGCACUGCAGUUCUUGAUCGAAGCUUGCGCACGGCGAGAAGGUUUGGGAGAAAGAUCAUCAGGGAAAAGAGAGACAAUUUACGAUCUUUCGACCUGGAAAAGUAUCAGGACCAUGACAUUGGGCUUCUGGCGUCUAUGCUAAAAAAUCAGGCAACUUCCUGUCCAGACGAAAGGCUCACAGAUGAGGAGAUAUUAGACCAAGUCAACACUUUCAUGCUGGCGGGAUACGAAACAACUUCGACGGCGCUCUGCUGGUGCAUCUAUUCACUUGCGAAACACCCGGAAAUUCAAGAACGGCUACGUCAAGAGCUUCUGGAGAUCUCAGAGCAGCAGCCAGAUAUCGACACACUCAACGCGCUCCCAUACCUCGAUGCUGUGAUCAAAGAAUCUUUACGACUAUCCGCUCCCGUUCCGCUUGCUCUGCGCGAAGCCUCACAAGACAUCUCAAUUCCCCUUAGCACACCUAUCACUGGCAAGGACGGUAAUCUCAUGGACAGGGUAGAGGUCGGGAAGGGCACGACGAUUUUGAUGCCCAUCAGUAACGCCAAUACCCAAUUAUCGAUAUGGGGACCCAGAGCUGAAGAGUUCCUCCCAUCCCGAUGGCUCACACCUACACCAGAAACUUACCCGGGGAGCGCAAAGUCUGUCCCUGGGGUCUACUCCAACCUUCUGACCUUUUGGGGUGGCUCGCGAAGCUGCAUCGGCUUCCGUUUUGCACUGGCAGAAAUCAAAGUAAUGCUGUUCGUGUUGAUCAAGAGCUUUCGUUUCGAAGAAUUGGAGAACAGACCGCUCAUUGAAAAAAAGUUUUCGUGAGCUUUAUAAACUCUCCUCGCUUUUGGUGCUGAUGGCUCUCUAGCAUUGUGAGCCAUCCAUGGGUCGUCGAGGAGGAGAACGCAGGUUUUCAGCUGCCUUUGAAAGUGUCCGGCGUUCAGAUGACAUAGCGAUAAUUUCAGAGAGAUGUGAAUAUGCAUCAAGCACGAUCGACAGCA